Messenger RNA from Symbiodinium sp. CCMP2592, 507 nucleotides. The record is from the annotation of a GenBank genome assembly. Lineage: Eukaryota; Dinophyceae; Suessiales; Symbiodiniaceae.
AUGGGAAGGACAGACAAAGGGUCUUUGCCCGCGAGGAUAAGGAACUUGCUCACGGUGGUGGACGAUUCUCUCAGGGCCGCCAUUCAACCGCAGACUGGAAACACAGCGGCAAACCCGCUUGGCGCGGUGGCAGCUCCGGCAGCGGUGUUGCUGUCGGUCAUGGCCGGCACGGUGUUGGGUGCCGUUUCCUACCGCCGCUCGGCGCGCCAGCUCACACGGGUGCUGGCGCCGGAGGUGUCUUCACCGUCGCCACAAGCUGGCAAGCCUCCUGUGACGGGCGUGCCUACACCAACAAGGGCACCACGCGCGACAGAUUUCCUGACGAAGGGCGAGAUCGUGUACCUCUUUGCUGUGCCAGGCCUCUUCGCCGUGUCCUUGGCGGGACUGCUCGGCAUGCUGGGCCACUGGGCCCUCGGAGCCCAAAGCGUCGAAGAAGCCGUGCGACGGCUGCCCGGUGCCCAGAGUUCCCAGAGUUCCCUGAGCCAGAAACUUCUCCAGGGUUCGUAG